AUGUCGGAGACUCAGCUUCGCACUCGUGCACACGCAGGUGUUGAAUAUGCCCUCCAGUCGGAGAAACUGUCCCUCGAGUCCUCCAGUCAGACUGUCGACGGUGAGGACCAUGGCGUCGCCGUUGAAGCCAAAUUCAUCACCCCCCUAGACCCGGUCAUCGAAACCGCGGACGGCAACAGAUUGCCUUCUGUCCCUGUUCCGGAGGCGCACAAGAUCAAUUUACUGAAACACAAGGCUGAAGGCCGAUCGUACCGUCCCACCCCAGUGCGACCAAGAGGGCUGAGCAGGUUCAACUUGGGUGAAGAUGCGAAGCCUACACAGGCGGAGCAGGAAGUACAAGCAGAUGCUGCUCAAGAGGAAGAGAAACAAGCGGACCGUGAAAGCACAGAUACCCAUCUGGACGAGGCAAUCCCGCCGUCGCAUACACACCCUCUCUUCCCUCCCCUCCCUUUGUAUGGGCCUCCAUCGUUCACACGUCAACUACAAUGUGCAAUUUUCCGGACCACGUCCUUCUUUCUAUCAAACGCUUUCUUAGCUGUUAUUGUUCUGGGGGCGGUCUUCACCUCCAUCCCAACGCUGUUACAUCGCUGUUGGCUGUGGUUGACAUUUCGCAAUCCCGAUUCUCAAAGACCCUUCUACGACGAAGAACUCAAGCGGGCGGAAAUACGCAAACAGCAAGACGCUCAAUGGCUCACGAGACAACGAAAGUCCGGACAGACUCAGCCUGACAAGGCGAGGCUGCCGUCACUCUCAAAUGAUACCUACGAACCACUCGAGGGCGGGCCUGACAAGCUUAUCUGCGACAUUCGCUACUAUGCGCGUCGAGUUGGGCUAGACGCGGAAGAGUUUAAAGUGCAAACCGAGGAUGGCUUCAUUAUCACACUGUGGCACGUUUACAAUCCCACCGAAUAUACACCAGCCACCGAGUCUGUGCGGAAGCCCACCUCUCCUGAAGUAUUCACUGGUGAGGGAGACGGUCUUCAUGGACACGUGCAGCAGCAGUACCACGACGGCAAUCGGAGAUACCCAGUGCUCCUGAUUCAUGGCCUGCUGCAAAGCGCCGGGGCGUAUUGCACAAAUGAUGAUGGCAGUUUAGCUUUCUUCCUCUGCAAAUCUGGCUACGAUGUAUGGUUGGGCAACAAUAGAUGCGGGUUCAACCCUGAGCACAGCCUCCUGCAGUACAACGACCCACGGAUGUGGGCCUGGAAUAUUCGACAGAUGGGUGUCAUGGACCUACCGGCGCUGAUGUCACGGGUGCUUGAGGAGACCGGCUUCGAAAAGCUCGGUCUAGUUUGUCAUAGUCAGGGCACGACGCAGACCUUUGUGGCACUGGCGAAAGAGCAGCGACCCGAUCUAGGGGACAAGAUUAGUGUGUUCUGUGCUCUUGCACCGGCCGUGUAUGCCGGGCCGUUGAUCGGGAAGAUGUACUUCAAGUUCAUGCGGGUGAUCUCACCAGGCAUGUUCAGAGUCUUCUUCGGCAUCCACAGUUUCAUACCCUUCAUGCUCACCAUGCAUCGAAUAUUGCCAGGCAAACUUUAUGGCGCGAUGGGAUAUUUGGUAUUCUCUUUUCUCUUUAACUGGACCGACACUCGGUGGGACCGAGGACUACGAGACCGACUAUUUCAAUUCUCACCCGUGUACGUGAGUGCCGAGAGUAUGCGAUGGUGGCUGGGUCGCGAAUGCUUCGCGAAACACAAGUGCGUGCUGGCUACUCAGGAGGAAGGGCACCAGGAGGAGAUAGAAGACGAAUCCGAGGAAGAACAGCAAGAAGAUUGCAUGGCGCAGCGAUCCGACCGGGCCAAAACUGCGUGGUAUGACGAACACGUUCCGCCGAUGGCCUUGUGGGUAGCUGGGAGCGAUGACCUGGUCGACGGAAGGAGGCUCCUGAGGAGAUUCGAGCGAGGCCGUGAGCCCCACGUGAAUGUGGUGCACAGCAAGGUAAUUGAAGAGUAUGAGCAUCUCGACGUGAUUUGGGCUUUGGACGCAGUAGAGCAAGUCGGCAAGGAAGUUCGAGAUGUCUUGUGGAAGACGAUGCCAGAGGAGGCGAAAAAGAUUUGCAGAACGAUAUCCGGCGUGGACAACAGCGAUCCAGACGCUGAUCCCGGAAGCCCAAAAUCGGAGGCGCAGGAGGAGAAAUCACCAUGA
This is a messenger RNA of Capronia coronata CBS 617.96, 2145 nucleotides long. RefSeq lists its product as uncharacterized. Bases 1 to 2145 code for a protein of 714 amino acids. The transcript has a single exon. Lineage: Eukaryota; Fungi; Ascomycota; Eurotiomycetes; Chaetothyriales; Herpotrichiellaceae. Gene Ontology annotation, biological process: lipid metabolic process. The record is from RefSeq and is a predicted model, not a curated record.